GGAUUCUAUUCGUUCUCGGAUUUGCUUCGUUUGACGAAAACGUUGUUGAGAGUUUUGGACACGUCUUCGCAUCGCAUCGGAAAACGUGGGAACGAUGGAAAGCCUGCAGAUGCGAAAGGAGGGGUUGCCAAAAGCAUUGAGGAAAUGGGAGCCUUGAUCAGCACUGUGGCUCUUGGGGCGUCUGGAGCUGAAGAAACAGGACGAGGCUAUUUGAGGUCUGGAGGAAGAUCGAGGCCUGGUGAGUUGAGCAUCAGUGUUGGGACCUGUGCUCCGACGACUGCGGGAGCGACUUGUGGCAGUUGCAUCACUUGUGACAACCUCACUGGCAACAGUCCGUCGAAAAACGAUAUUCUCAUCAUGGAGACCAAAGUCAAGAUUAUUGAGAUUCUUGAAUUCAUUUUGAACGAGAGGCUAGAUUACAGGAUCAGCAGUCUUCUGUCGAUAUUCAAGCGAGAAUUUUCGGAAAGUGAGCGAGAAAAGGAACGUCAGAAUGACGGCGAUGCUCUUCGGGAAACCGGGAAAGACUCAUUAUCGAAAACUGGCGACUUGAAUGAUGAUCCCAUUUCUCAUUCUUCUGGAGACAAAGGGAUCGACCUGGAGAUCAUCGGCGCACAAGCAGAAGGAAUUUUUGGAGAAAACAAAGAAAGUGCAGAAUUGGAUCUUGAUGGUGACGGAGGGCGAAUGUUGCUUCGAGUCCUAUUCCAGCUAAUCAUGCACGAUUAUCCGCCACUCGUCACCGGCGCCCUACAACUGCUCUUCCGCCACUUCAGCCAACGUCACGAAGUUCUCCAAGCGUUUCGCCAAGUACAGCUGCUAGUCUCGGACGCAGACGUUGAGUCCUACAAGCAAAUCAAAGCUGACCUCGAUGAACUGCGUUUGCUGGUUGAAAAGUCGGAAUUGUGGGUGUACAAAGCGAAGGCUGGGGACGAACGCAGUGGAGCGAGUGGUGAUGCUGGUGACGACAAUGCCGACGGUGACGGAGAUGGGCCAGGGAAAAAGAGCAAAGGGGAAUUGGGUUCGGCCAGGAAGCGAACUGCGACGAGGCAACAACCACUGGUCUUGUCAAAACUGGACGGAGAUUUAUCCUCGAAGUCAAAGAAAAGCUUCUCUUCGAGAGCCCCACUGUUGAGUCCUUCAGAUAGGCAAGGCUCAGCGAUUGACUUGGAUUUAGGUCCACCAAUUGACAUCACUCAAUCUCGUAAUUACAAGACUAUCCAACAGCGGAGGUUAAGGAGAGUAAAGUUUCGGGCUGCUGUGCUUGUUGCAAACGACGCCUUGUACCCGCAAGUACGACAACAUGACCUGAACAUAAGGAUACCCUAUGACAAGAAGGAAGAUGUUAGGAUGAAAGAGCUGAUGAGACUGGCGCAUCAGUUUUUGCAAGGAUUCUGCCUGUCCAAUCCGCAAAAUCAGGCUCUGUUGCAUAAGCAUGUGGACUUGUUUCUCACUCCUGGGCUUCUUGAAGCGCAGACAAUGUGCGUGAUUUUUAGAGACAACGUCAACUUGUGUUCUGAAGUGAGCGAAAGAGUUAUUCAGCAUUUCGUGCACUGCAUUGAAACGCAUGGGAGACAUAUUCAGUACCUGAAAUUUUUGCAAACGAUCGUACAAGCGAAUGGACAAUUCAUACGCCGUUGUCAGGACCUGGCCAUGCAAGAAAUGAUCAAUGCUGGUGAAGAUGUCCUGGUAUUCUACAAUGACAAGUCUUCAUUCAAUCAGUUUUUGGAGUUGAUGCGUUCUGAGAGACAUCGAUUAGACGAAAGCAGUCCAUUACAGUAUCACAUUGAGCUGGUUAAGCUUCUAGCUUUAUGCACAGGCGGGAAAAACGUGUUCACAGAGAUCAAGUGUCAUUCGCUGCUUCCAUUGGAUGACAUUGUGAAUAUGGUGGCUAACAAGGAUUGUAUUCCUGAGGUGAAGGAAGCGUACAUUAAUUUCUUGAAUCAUUGCUACAUCGACACGGAGGUGGAAAUGAAGGAGAUUUACGCUUCUAAUCAAAUUUGGGCGUUGUUCGAGGAUAGCUUUUUAGUUGAUAUGGCUGUGGUUGCAAAUGCGACUUUGGAUAGAAAACACGCCAACACGCAACUGGAAGACUACGUUACCAACUCCAUCAUGAAAAUCGUGGCGACCUUCUUCAAUAGUCCGUUUUCAGAUCAGAGUACAGCAACUCAACAGACUCGGCAGCACGUUUUCGUGAAGUUGUUACAGUCUGCCUUCCGGCUUUCCCAGUGUGAUUGGCUCACGCCUGCCCAGCGGUUCCCCAUAGAAAAUUGCAUAAAAAUCCUCGCUGACAUUGGCAAAAGUCGAACGAUUGCAAUUCCAGUAGACCUGGACACCCAGGUUCAGGCCAUGUUCAACAAAACUGCGCUUCUGACCCGACAUUCGAACAAGUGGUUGUCAGCUGCGAGACUGCCGAGAAUUCCGUCUCCCCCUGUUUCUGUGCCGGUGUCGCAAGGAUUCCUCUUGUCGUCGCACAGACACAUCAUGCGAAAGGACAUGAGUGUGAUUGAAGGAUUGCAUGAUAUAGUUUCAUUGCUUGAAGAUCAGCUGAAACCGUUGGUACAGGCGGAAUCGAGUGUGUUGGUGGAUAUUCUGCACUGGCCGGAUUUGCUGUUUCCGAGUGCUUUGAAAAAUUGGCAGUACAGCUGUGGGUUCGUUGCCAAACUCAUCAAACAUACGAAAAGGCUGCUUGAAGAAAAGGAGGAAAAACUCUGCAUGACUGUUUUGAAGACUUUGAAGGACAUGAUGACGUUCGACUCAGAUUUUGGGGAGAAGGGUGAAGCCUUGAGGCGGAGUUUGCUGAAUCGGUAUUUGGGCCAAGGCGUGAAAAUGCGUGCUAGUAUCGAGAAAAGCAGCGACUCACCCAAGAAAACCCUAACGGUUCAAGUUCCUGGCCUGGAGCUGAGCGAAAAUCCUCUGGAAAACUCGCUUUAUCAAUUCCCUUCCCCGCGAAUCAAGGGUUCUAUUGCCGAAAGAGCAGGGCGUACUUUAUGCGAAAUUCAAUGCAAACUAGACUCCGAAGGGGCGUCGGAAUUGGUAGUGGACCUCGUGAUUCAGUCGUGCGGGAACCCAGACAUUUUUAAGCAGGCUGUCGAGUUGGGGAUCGCUUUAUUGGAAGGCGGGAACCCUAUAUUCCACGACAAGAUGAAAGAAGCUCAAAACACUAUAAAGAACGCCGUGAGCGUGAAUGCAGCGGACAUGGCAAGUAGGGCCAUGACUAACCAUGCUUCUGGGUCGAAUACCCCGAUCCCGGGUUUGGAUGCCCCGGGUUCCCCGUUCUUUGGACGUCGAUCUUCGUCGCAUUACCACACGCCACAUUUGUUGAAUGCUGGGUUGCCGCAUUCUGCCAGUGGACCCAACUUGAUGCUGCCGCCGUCUCCGUCCACGGGGAGCUUCAUAGGGAACGGGGCUCAUCCGGCUGGCAGCUUGAAAACCAAUGGACUGAUAAUGAAUGACGAGCUGAGGGAAGAUUUGAACGCUGCUGCAUUGGCCACAUCGCAUGCCUACAUGACUGUCAGGAGUGGACCGCCAAGAGAUGAUGCAGUGCUGGUUGGCUACCCAGCGAGCUCAGCGCUGGAAGACCUGAUUGCCGAGAAACAGGAAAUGGACCUGCGUUCCAAGGCAGUUUCCGGACCCUUUGUUUCCGGUGUGGUGUUUCCGGGGACUCGUCGACCCGAAGAGAAUACCGAGCUGAGUCAGAAGGUGGUCAUCAUGCAGCCGAUUCUCCGAUUCUUGCAGCUGUUGUGCGAAAACCACAACCGGGUCAUGCAAACAUUUUUGCGACAUCAGAGCAACAAGACUAAUUACAACCUUGUCAGCGAGUCGCUCAUGUUUUUGGAUUGCAUUUGUGGCUCUACGACUGGUGGACUCGGAUUGCUAGGAUUGUAUAUCAACGAGAGUAAUUUCUCUUUGGUCAACCAGACGUUGGAGACGUUGGUGGAAUAUUGUCAAGUGAGUUCCACUCAAGUCUACAUAAAGUUUCCAAAUCCACUUCGUAAAUUGCGCAAUGCCACGGAAUUACUGUAG
Molecule: messenger RNA, 4020 nt
Organism: Notodromas monacha
Lineage: Eukaryota; Metazoa; Arthropoda; Ostracoda; Podocopida; Cyprididae
Source: the annotation of a GenBank genome assembly